AUGGAUUCGAGUAUAGAUCCCGAAGUGUCAAACUACCAAAUUGAAGAUGGCACGAGGUUUUUAGAUGAAGAAAAAGUUGGCGAAGCAGAAGUAGUCCCAUCCAAAGCCAACAACACCAUAGAAACUUUUUCACAAGAAAGAGAUGACCUAGCUCCUACAUCCUCCAGUAAUGCAGAAGCGGCUUUGAAAUUAUUGAAUGAUAUGCGACAAUGUGACACGCAAGAAGGUUUGAAUACAUCUUCCCCACCCCCAAUUGAUUCCAUAGACAGAGUACAAAAUUCAGAAGAAGAAAUGCUUGGAAUGAAACUUGUUCAAUACAAUCCAGAUGGGAAACAGCUACGUCUUGGACGUCCACGUAAGCACAUAUUAAAACCUCCAUCUCCUCUUGCAACAUCGUCGAGCAAAAACUAUAACGAGUCUGUAAUGUCAAAGUUUCGACUUGAUAUGCAACCUGUUGAAGGGCCUGGUUCCAGAGGUGGGAAAAAUUUGAGAAAAGAAACACGUGGCAAGAUUACACUGGAUGCAAUCAAGAAACGUCAGCAAUCGGUUCUCAACUUUUCUGUCAUAAAGUCAGCCUCCCCCAAUAAAGAUUCUGUACCAGAGCAAGGUCGAGUCGAGGCUGAUGAGAGUAAUAAUAAAGGAUCUGUCAAAUUAAUGGUAAAUGUACCAAAACAGACUGGUACAUUUUCGUCGCUUUCUGAGAUGAAGAGAUUAGCCCCCAGUAAAAAACCUGUCAUUAAUCCGAACCGCAAUGCUAUUGUAAAGCGUAACUCCAAGGUAUUGCCAUCACCAUUGAUUCCAAUAAGUUAUGAAGAAGAGUUGAUGGAUCAUCAUGACUCUAGCCGCUUGGAUGAUUUCUACGAAUUAGCAUUGGGGUAUCCCAUACGUAAAGCACCAUAUGCAACUGAUAUCGUGUAUCUAAUUGCGUUUUUAUCCAAGUUUAGAGAGAUUUUACCUGUUAAAAAUUUGGGACCUAAGAGUUUUGAAACCGGGUUGAGCUUACCUGUUCCCAAGGAACAGUUUGAGGGUUCAGAAUAUACACUGAAAGAAGAAGCCUUACGGGAGCAAGAAGAACAGGAUGACACACAUGUAUCAGUUGAAAUGGAAGAGUUGUUCAAGAAACUUCUCACAUUGGUCUUGAAUAGGAAGAAAGAAGUGACGUCGACGACAAGUGCAAUUCUGGAACUUAAACCCCAAAGUGCUAAAUUGGGACUACCGAAAGAAUGGAAAAUGUUCAGUCCAGUCGAACUGGAUGUGUAUGAAGCCGGUGAACCAGUAGAUGCAGCGAAACCAGACAUAUUAAUUACUGAAUUCCCGAAAGAAGCUGAUUUUGUAACGACAUUUAACCCUUUCUACACUAGUGAAUUUGAAUCAAAGGGAUUGGGUGGUUUGGAAAAUCCCUUGGACAGGCUACUCAUACUCAAGACGUUAGCCCAGUGGUCUUUAUCUACUUCCGAUAUCAUAAAGAACUACGUUUCCCAAAACGUUCAGAAUCAAGAAUUACCAGGAGAAAAGCAUACAUACUAUGCGUCGAGGGCACUUUUGUAUGGAUUUGCUAAUUGUCAACAAGCAAAGACAAGAGCAGAGUCGAGAUUAGCAAAGAUGAAAUCAACCGAGGAGGAUUUGAAGUAUGUAGAUCCUUCAUCUGACCCAACGUUGCAUUCAAUGAAUCUUCGGUUGGUUGACCAAGUUGUAGGAGAUUUGGGUUUUUAUGUUGGUAGGUUUUACCUUUGUCGUAUGGCUGAUGGGGACAAUGGGGGACUUUCAUCAGUAAAGAAAAUGAAUACUGUGUUCAAGGGACAGGAUGUUGGAUUGGGUGCAGUAUUACCUUCAGAUUUUAAGCUUUAUGUUCAAAAUACCAACCUGAUCCUAGUUGGCGCGUUAGAAACUGAAGGUGUUGAAUUUGACGAAGAUGGAAAUGAGGUAGAGAAUUCAACAAAUCGAAUUUUUGAUGACUCUGAAGCUUGGUACGAAGUUGCCUCAAAUGCAGCGGAAUUGAAGAGUUUUAUUGAAUUUUUGAAUACUCAAUUGCAAGACACUGAAAGAUUUCGCCCUUCUUGGGAUUUACAGCAUUCAAUCGUGCAUUUGCGUGAUUAUCUUUCAAACUUGUACCCAUUAAUUAAAAAUCAGGAAAACUUGGAGAGUACACCUAGGCAAAAAAGGAUGAAAACAGUGGACUACAGUGAUAAACGUGCAGCAGCAAAAUACGAUGAUGCGUUUGGUGAAGUAGUUGAUGAGACAAUAGGUGAUAACGCUAACGACGAUGAUAAUUAUAUAGACGAUGAUGAUAUGCCCGAUGCCAAUGAUUCAGAGGACGAUGAAGAAUAUAUUGAUUGA
Lodderomyces margitis is the source of this 2337-nucleotide messenger RNA. RefSeq lists its product as uncharacterized. The transcript has a single exon. Lineage: Eukaryota; Fungi; Ascomycota; Pichiomycetes; Serinales; Debaryomycetaceae. The coding region runs from base 1 to 2337 and encodes 778 amino acids. The record is from RefSeq and is a predicted model, not a curated record.